Molecule: messenger RNA, 1224 nt
Organism: Phaethon lepturus (White-tailed tropicbird)
Lineage: Eukaryota; Metazoa; Chordata; Aves; Phaethontiformes; Phaethontidae
Gene: DEUP1
Product: coiled-coil domain containing 67
Exons: 9
Biological process (GO): centriole replication; de novo centriole assembly involved in multi-ciliated epithelial cell differentiation
Cellular component (GO): centriole; deuterosome
Source: RefSeq, a predicted model, not a curated record
AUGGAGCAGAACUUAGAAGUGUUUCAGGAAAAAGCUGUUGCUAAAACUUCUCCAUGUGAAACUGAACUUCAGGAGUUAGUGCAUCAAAUUGACAUCAUGGUAAACAGCAAGAAACUGGAAUGGGAAAGGAAGAUGAAAGCUUUAGAAGCAAAGAUGGAUAUCCAGGAUCAAGAAUUAGCAAGUGCCCAAAACAAACUGGAUCAAAAAGGUCAAGAGGUAGGUUUACUUCAGCAGAAACUGGAAAACUUACAGAAAACUAAAUAUGAAAUGGCUCAGAAUUAUGAAACUCAGCUUCAAGCACUGAAAUCUCAGUUUUCGAAGUUGACACAUAAUUAUGAAAAGCUACAGUUACAUCAAUUAAAACAAAAAAAGGUUCAAAGUAGAGAAAAAUGGGAGAAAAGCCUAGAGAUACCAUCUGAACUGAGCAGUUUAUACAAGAAAAUGGAGGAAUUUAAGGCAAAAUCAAGAGAAUGGGAUAAGAAGGGGACAAUCUGCCAAAAUUAUCUCAUCUAUUUAGAUGUACAACAAAAAUUAUUGGCUGAGAAAUGUAAUUUAUUUCAGAAGCAGACCCAGAAUUAUCAAUUCCAAAUAAACAGUAAGAAACCAAACCAAGAAGAGAUAAUUACCUAUGGCCAGCCCGAAAGUGAAAAGGAUGAGUUGAUUAUUGAAAAGCUAAAGGCAACUGUGAAUGAAAUAGCAAUAAACAAGAAUAAACUAGAAGAGGAAAAUCUGAAACUCCGGGAGGAUCUAAAAAUGUACCAAAACCAGUGCCAGAACAUGGAGGCAGACUUUUCAGAAAUGAGAAAUGAGCUGCAGUCACGGGAUGCUCUCUGGGGAAGGAUACAGUUGGAAUGCCAACAGUUGCAUACAGAAUUAUUGAAAACCAGACGGUAUAAAGAUAUGCAGGGAAUUCAAAUAAAGCAUCAGUCAUCUCAUGUACAACUUACUGAGCAACUAGAAAAUAAAAACUCUGAGUUAUUACUGUUGGCACAAAGUCAAGAACACCAACGAGAAGAGCUAAACAAGAUAAGAAACCAUGUUUAUCGAGAGGAGCGUUCCCAUUGCUCUGAGCAGGAAAGAAUGAAGACAGAAAUCUCUGACCUGACAGAAGAGCUUCAUCAGAAGGAGAUCACUAUAGCAACUAUCAUGGAGAAAGCUAGUCUUCUGGAAAGACAGUUAAAAAUGGAGUUAGAGAUAAAAGACAAAUUGUUAGCAAAACAACAG